AUGACAGAAAGCUCUUCCCCUGCUCUGCCUCCAAGACCCAUCCUCUCCCUGUGACAUCUGUGGAGAUUUCUCAAGGACACGGCUCCAGGGGUGCAGUAACUUUAAAUUCCUCAAAUCCCCUGAGUGCAAGGCCAUGGCUCAGAAAAGCCCUGCAAACAGCAGUAUUAAUCUCCCCUACAAGGACUUGACCUCCGAGGUAACCAGGCGCCGAGUCACCAUGAUCACGAGAAAAGAGAUAAUUACCCAGAAAAGUGAUGAAGCUAAGGAGAUGCUCUCCCACUUGGAUUUGGAACAAGCCCCUCCCCCUCGCAGGACCCACCUCGCAGUACCUCCCGCCCCACCUCCUUCUCCAGCUGAGGAUCCCACACUCUCCUAAGAUGUAAAACUUAUUUUGAAGUGAAUUCUUAUACAGAACUCCAGAAAACAGUUUCAGUGGCAUUCUUGAGGUUUGUCUUAGAAGACUCUUGAAGAUCUUUGUUCUUUCCUAUUUUUCUUCACCUAGAACCACCAUAGAGCAUGGUUUACCCUUGCUAAUAUGCUUAGUCAUUUUUGGUUUUUUAAUCCAAGUCUCUGAUAUGAUAUGCAUAUAUUUUGGUCUUUAUGUUAUGCUAUAGAACUGUUGCUGUAGUCAGUUGUAUUUAAAUUAAUAAACAAUUAUCAG
Molecule: messenger RNA, 661 nt
Organism: Pongo pygmaeus (Bornean orangutan)
Lineage: Eukaryota; Metazoa; Chordata; Mammalia; Primates; Hominidae
Gene: MYOCOS
Product: myocilin opposite strand
Exons: 3
Coding region: 134-376 (80 amino acids)
Source: RefSeq, a predicted model, not a curated record